Geodia barretti is the source of this 3779-nucleotide messenger RNA. The record is from the annotation of a GenBank genome assembly. NCBI's taxonomy places the organism in Eukaryota, Metazoa, Porifera, Demospongiae, Tetractinellida, Geodiidae.
UGCAGUAUGCAUAGCUAGGAGACUAGAGAGCUACAUAGGUGAAGGCAGUAUUAUUAUACUAGCAUAAUUAAAACGAUCGAGACGGUGAGCAGCAGCACACGAAUGGUCUCCUGUAGCGAUGAUCCCGUGGGCUCGGGCGGCAGCGGCAGCGGCGGCGGCAGCGGUGGCAACAGCGGUGGAAACAGCUGCAUAAGUUCUCCCCUACCGACACCUAUGUCGAUGAUGACGCCCUCAUUGGCUUCUAGCAGAUCUGCAACGGCGUCUGCGUCGCAGACCCCGCCGAUCGCGAGUCGCGCGGCUGCGACCCCCGCGGAAUUCAUAGCAGUCGGGGCAGCGGCUGGUGGAUUGGUCAUCGCAAUAGUCAUCGUGGCCAUCUUAGUAAUGUUUUGCUGCUUCAGGAAGUGAGUGUGCCUACUUUCCUAGUGGUGGGCCGUGCCCGUUGUUUCAGUAGAAGUGGUGGUGCGUGUGUAUCUCUAUAUUUAGAGAGUGAAAGUAGCCAUAUUUGCCGUGUUGAUACACGUCUGUACUGCAGACGGAAAGGCAAGUCCAGUGCAGCCGUCCACGCCUCUAACCUGGUGGUGUUGGAGUCAGGAGGAGAAGGAGACCUAGCAGAGGACGGGGAGCUAGAGAUGGGCAACAAGUCCAGCGGUGGAUUCUCUCCUGCAGACGGGAAGAAGCAGUCUGUGAAGAAAGGAAAAGCUGAAGAAGGUGAAGGCGGUCAGCCCGCAUCUGACAAGACUAAUGGCACCGCAGCCACUGGGGAUGCCCCUCAAUCAGAGUCUGCUAACGAGACUACGCCAGAAGCCCAGAUUGAAGCUUCAACUGGUCAACCCUCUGGGACAACAACUGCUCAAAAACCUGCAGAGGAGGAAGAGGGAGAGGCUCCGGUGGUAAAAGAGUACCAGGGAGAGAUCAGCGUCUUAGAGGGUCAGCAGGCCAUACUCCGAGUGGAGGUGAGUGGGGUACCCCACCCCACCAUCACUUGGAGACUGGGGGAGAAGACGGUGGAGCCAGACUACGCCAUAGAGAUCGCCAAAGACGGAGCUCUCUGCUUUGUCAGUGUGGAGAUGACCCACGCCGGCAUCUACUGCUUCACGGCUAGGAACGCCAGUGGGAGUGAAGAGGGGAAGAUUGAACUGAAGGUGCGCGGGGAGGGAGAGGAGGGGUGGGCUGCUGCGUCUGCUGCCAGGGAGGAGAGGACGGAGACGAAACCUGUGCCAGUGGAGGAGUUUGGGGAGCACGUGGCUCAGCUCCAUGCCAACAACAACGCCGGGUUCUACAGAGAGUACCAGGAUCUACCGUCAGGGGAAGAGGGACAUACUGUGAACGUCUUCAAGAUGCCCGGCAACCUCCCUAAGAACAGAUUCAGGAACAUUGCAGUCUAUGACGACAACAGGAUAGCCCUGGAGGCCCUACCCAGUGAGGUGACGGGAGAGGAUGAGGACAGCGACUACAUCAAUGCCCACGUGGGAGACUACAUCAAUGCUUCUUACAUUGACGGCUAUUCUAAACCCAAGCAGUACAUAGCAUGUCAAGGCCCACUGUCAAACACGGUGGUCGACUUCUGGCGUGCCGUGUGGCAGGAGGAGGUGGGGUCAAUCGUCAUGGUGACCAACCUGACGGAGGGAAAUAACGUCAAGUGUCAUCAGUACUGGCCGUCCUCAGGCUCCGCCCACUACGGUCCGUUCACAGUCUCCCUGGCCGAGCAGCUCAUCUUUGCCGACUACGUCAUUAGGCAUCUCCACAUUUCACUGGGUGGUAAAUCGAGGAAGGUGCUUCACCUGCAGUUCACCUCGUGGCCAGACCACGGAGUCCCCGAGUAUGCCGGCCCCUCCCUCACCUACCUCCGCAGGGUGAAGGCCGAGACCAAGGGAGCCAAGGGACCAGCCAUCUUCCACUGCAGUGCUGGUGUGGGGCGUACAGGGACCCUGCUCUCAGUGGACAUAGCCCUGGAGCAGGCUGGGACGGAGGGAGUGGUGGACAUCCAGGGAAUCGUCUCCAGACUCAGGGAACAGAGGAUGAUGAUGGUCCAGACACAUGAUCAGUAUGGAUUCAUCCACGAUGCAGUACUGGAGAGUCUCAUCUGUGGAGAGACACAGAUCCCGGCCCAGAACCUGCCCAAGGUCAUGGGGCAACUCGCCUCCACCGACUCCAAACACGGCAAGACUGGAUAUGAGGUCCAGUUUGGGGUACUGGAGCAAGUCUCCCCCAAACCUCACGAGGUGCUGACCCUCACAGCUCAGAGCUUUCCCGACAAGAACAGAAGUAUGGAGUUCCUACCGAGUGAAUUGUGGAAAGUUCCAUUGCUUAUGGAGCAUCCUGGAUAUAUCAAUGCCACCUUUGCCAAUGGCUACAAGCAACAUCGAGGUUACAUCAUAGCCCAGGCCCCGAUGGAGGGCACGUGUCGUGACUUCUGGAAGAUGGUGUACGACAGGCGGUGUGGAGUCGUCAUCAUGUUGUCUCAGCUGAUGGAACAAGACAAGGAGGUGUGCUAUGGGUACUGGCCUAGUAAGGAGGAGGGUAGUGGGGAAGAGGUCACCCAUGGAGAGUUCACCAUCACUGCGGGGAAUGUCAAGUAUGACAACAUUGUUCAGAGGAACUUCACCCUUGUCUAUAACAAAAUGCCUCACCAGCAGCAGAAGGUGACGCAGUACCAGGUGAGUAGCUGGAGUGAGGAGGGGCUGGCCCAGGACAACAGGGCCCUCCUGGAGCUCAUUGAGAAAGUGGCAGCAACUCAGAGGAGGACUGGCAACAAUCCAAUAGUUGUCCAUGGAGUGUGAGUGGCUAGGGGCUGCUGUGUGGUAUUAAUGGUAAUUACUGUUGUGACGUCAUAAAAUUUGGACACUAAUUGCAGUAUUGCUGUCCACUGUGUAUGUUGAGAGAAAAGAUUGACCUAAAAAUGAAAACUGGGUUUGUAUUGCUUUAUUUGCCAGGUGUAUAUAGUAUCGUCCAAAGCACCUGCGGUUAUUGUGCUCUCAGCGAGGCGGCAUCCAACAAUGAGAAAAGUUGAGGCCACCCUUAUGAUGUAUAAGGGUCCAGUAUGGUUGGGAUGGUUGGCUGGCCACCCUUUCCACCACUUUCUUGAAGAAAAUGUGCGCCACCCAAUUUCUGCAAUGCACACUCCCACUAAAGUCAAUGCAUUGGAGAUGGUUGGUUGGCCUGUCCUCCCUCCCACUCGCUUGCUAAAAGUACGAAAAGUUUAAGCUAACUUUCCCACAGUGGUACUAGAGGAUUUUUGCACUGCACUUCACGAAAAAUUUUGCCAAGCACAAGAGUUAUUGUCAUGCAGCGUGAUAUUCUUUAUACUCAGUCUCUUCUUUGCUUACCCAGUGACACAGUGAGCCGAUGUGGUCUCCUGGUUGCUCUGAGUAAUGCCAUAGACUGCUGCAAGACCGAGGGAACGGUGGACGUGUUCCAGGCAGUCAAGGCUCUGCGGAUCCAGAAACCGGGCAGUGUUGUCACUGUCCAGCAGUACCAGUCCAUUUUCUCCAUCAUGCAGCAGUUCCUCAACUCAUUUGACAUUUACUCUAACUUCAAAUAGUCGCUGUAAUGAACCAUGAUCAGUGUCUGUAGUAUAUACAUCUGUACACGUCAUUUCGAUGAGUGUAUGUUUGUGUACACAGGUUGUUUCCCUUUUAGUGGCAUUGUUUCACUUUUACAUAAUGAUAUUAGCUCCUUUCUCCUGAAUUUGGAUGUGGUUGUGUGCAAGACCUUACAGCGACUAAUACAUCUUCUGCUCCUCUAUAAUAUUAUACCACAUGUCAGGUAACCAGGCGGGG